UUAUUUGUUGCCGCUUUUUAUUUUUUCUUGGCUCUUUAUUCAAUAAAUAUAUUUUUUUCUUCCUUUUAUAGCCCAUCAUUUAUUUUCUCAAUUUUUUCAUUCACUUUUAAAACCUUUGUCUUUUUCAAAAAAAAUUUUUUUUAAUUUUGCCAAAUAUUCCCCCAAACUCUCCCACUUAUCCCAUCUUUAGGACCAACUCAGAAUUGGCAGCAGGUCAACGUACCGAUAGCUCAACAUACCGCAGAGGUAUAUCUUCGUUCAAAAUAGACGAAUCCGGGACGCCUUGGUAUGGUUCAAUGCAUCUCGACGAGCUGGAUCGAACCAUAUCGGGGCGUUCCGUAUUCGGCCAGUUUGAACUAAGUUAUAGUUGUGCGGUUGGCCUUGCACAAGUCAAUAAUAACGGUCGUCGGCCAAUGUCAACAACUAGCGCUGGAGAAGGAAGAAGAAGGGAAGGAGGAGGAGGGGAAAGAAGAGAAGAAGGUCAACAAAGCGAAGUAGAUUAUAGUUCUAGCGAUUUUCAACAUGCUAGGGCAGCUAUAGAAGAAGCUGCUGCUCGACAACAAAAUUUUAGAGGGCCUCCAGACAGAUUAAGACGUGUUAGGAGGAUUGGGGAUACAACUGUUAUAACAGAACAUCGAGACCCUUAUUCUUUCUAUUGGCAAUUGGAUCAAUUAAAAAAUGCCGAACAAGAACCAGCUAGAUUACCUCCACCUGUUGAUUAUGUUUUGGAAGAGGAAGAAGAAGAAGAACAUUGGAUAACAGAAGAAGAGGAAAGGCAACCCGGUCCUCCCCAAUUUCUUUCGCCCGAUAGUGGUGUACAUUUUGUUCCGAGAGGGGAACAUGGAGAAGAAUUGGAGGUGGAAGAAGAGCAACGAGGCCCUGUCUAUUCGCCUAUCAGAAUAAGUGAAGGUGAGAAGAAUAGUUUAUCUCAAUAA
Messenger RNA from Meloidogyne enterolobii, 935 nucleotides. Lineage: Eukaryota; Metazoa; Nematoda; Chromadorea; Rhabditida; Meloidogynidae. The record is from the annotation of a GenBank genome assembly.